GAAGAGCCGCGAGAAGGAACUGUUGGAGCUUUGAGCAACUUUGAACUUUAAGCAGUUUAAGCCAGUAUACACGAAGCUAGUGUAGCAAAGUCAAGCAUGCGACGUGCGACGUUCCGAGUUUACCGCGUGUCUUCAUUUCGCUUAAUGUGAGUUAUAAGUGCGGGAAUAUUGUGCGCAUUGUGACAGGUGUUUUUUAGCAAGGGAUAUUCAACAGUGAAGACGACAACAGCGUCGCUCACGAUAUAGUAAUCGAACAUUGAGUGAACCUGUGAAACAUGGGGAGAUCAAGAUCGCGAAGCAAAUCCCCCAGCAGUAGGAGACGGCACAAAAGUAAACAUUCGCGUAAGCGUUCGAAGUCUCGUGAGAAGCACAGUUCGAGCAGCAAGUACGCCGAAAAGCCAAAAGAACGGAGCUCCAAGUCCAGAAAGAGGUCACAUUCUGCCUCAACGAGUAGUGGUUCCGAUGUAUCGGACGAUGUUCACAUAGUCAGUCAUAAAAAACGUUCCUACAGAGACAGAGAUCGCAAAAUGGAUGAGGUUGAGCGUCUCGCUGAAAUGGAAAGACAAAGGAAAAAGAGAGAAUCGGAUAAAAAGUUAAUGAACAAAAUCCUCGUCACGAAUGCAGUUGGGCGGCAGCGAGAAGUUGAGCAAAAAAUGGUGGAGGAAGAGGCAGAAAAACGUAUCGAAGAACUUGUUCAAAAGCGAGUUGAGGAAGAGCUGGAAAAGCGAAAAGAGGAAAUUGAAGCCGAGGUCCAACGACGUGUCGAGGAGGCCAAACGGGCUAUGGAGCGCCAAAUGAUGGAGGAGAUGGAGUGGCGCCAAGCCAAACUUAGAGAGGAGGAGAAACGGAGAGAGGAGGAAGAACGGAAAAAACGAGAGGAGCUAGAGAGGAUCUUGGAGGAGAACAACAAAAAGAUCGAGGAGGCCCAGAAGAAGCUGGCCGAGGAAAGGCUGGCAAUGGUCGAGGAACAACGGCUAAUGGAAGAGGAGAGACAAAAAAUGCGGAAGGAGCACGAGAAACGUGUGAAAGAAGAGCAGAAGAAGAUCCUGGGAAAGAAUAACUCGAGGCCAAAGUUAUCCUUUUCACUAAAACCAGUUACGUGAGUCUGCGUUUCCAGUGUAAGUGUGUGAAUAUGAUAUGGUUUCAUUGUGUAAUUGUGAUAUACAUAUAUAUAUAUAUGUGUGCGUGGGUAUAUAUAUACACACACAUAUAUAUAUAUUAUAUAUAUACUUGUAAUUCCUGUGAGUUAGGUAUAUUACUUGUCGACGAGUAUUGACAGAAACUAUUGAUACUAUAGGAAUAUUUCUUUCUUCGGCAAAUUCAUAAUAUUCGUGGCUAAUAUUGCUCUUGAAAACAUUAAAAAAAUUCGUGAUACUUUAAUGAAUUGAUGAAAAAGUGAAAAGUGUUACUUGUUAAAACUUCUACUUUUUAUCUAUCAUCUUAUUCUUUGUAACUCUUAUAAAAAUCAUCAACUAUACGGUUUUCAAGUCUAUAGAAAAAUUUCGAAUGCACACAAUAAUUACUCUGGUAUCAAUUAUGCCGUACACAUCGAAUCUGAUAAUUUUAUCUGCUAAAUAACCCGGAAGCAUGUCGAUUGCACAAUAGCAGCAGCUUAAAAAAUUCAACUUUCAAGAUCUCUGCCGCUAGCACAAAACAUGUAUUAUUCUAUAUAGAACCGGAAUAUUCCUGAAUUUACAAGGUGUAAAAACUUACACUUGGUCAACGAAUGCAAGAUAGUAGAUGUCGUGAGAAAACUCUGAUCAUAGGAUCAGCUUCUGAAAUUGAAUCAACAUAUUUCAUUAAUUUUUUUUUUUUUUUUUUUUUACUCAUUUUUUUUACUUGGAGAAAAAUUUGAUUCCAAUUGAAGUGAAACGACAAAUAUUCGAAACAUAAACUACGUGACCUCUAAGAAGAAUAUAAUAUAAAGAAAUAACAGUGAAUUUGAAGUUAUAUAUAAUGAUAAUCACAAAGAAAAAAAAUUGUGAAUACACAUUAGCAAA
Molecule: messenger RNA, 2000 nt
Organism: Neodiprion virginianus
Lineage: Eukaryota; Metazoa; Arthropoda; Insecta; Hymenoptera; Diprionidae
Gene: Arglu1
Product: UPF0430 protein CG31712
Exons: 6
Coding region: 276-1103 (275 amino acids)
Cellular component (GO): nucleoplasm; mitochondrion
Molecular function (GO): cadherin binding
Source: RefSeq, a predicted model, not a curated record